Hibiscus syriacus is the source of this 1144-nucleotide messenger RNA. RefSeq names its product binding partner of ACD11 1-like. Gene Ontology annotation, molecular function: RNA binding. Lineage: Eukaryota; Viridiplantae; Streptophyta; Magnoliopsida; Malvales; Malvaceae. The record is from RefSeq and is a predicted model, not a curated record. The transcript has 8 exons. The coding region runs from base 98 to 895 and encodes 265 amino acids.
GCUCACAUAUUUUUGUCUCUCUCUCUCUCUCCCAGAGUUGUCUUCUUCUCUCUCUUACCAUUUUUUUCACAACUCAUUUCCUGCUUCUUGCUUAGAAAUGCAGACAAGAACUGUACAAGUGAAGAACCUGUCAGAUCUAGCAACUGAGAGGGAGAUUCAUGAGUUCUUUUCAUUUUCUGGUGAUAUAGAGCACAUUGAGAUUAUAAGUGAAACAGGCCAAUCAAAGACUGCAUAUGUUACAUUCAAAGAUCCAAAAGCUCUUGAAAUCGCGUUGUUAUUAUCGGGGGCAACACUUGUUGACAAGAUUGUGACCAUAAUUUGUGCUGAAAAUUACGUUCCGAAACUUGAGAUUCAUGAAUCAAGAGCAGCAGACAACAUCAUGUCCGUUGCUUUGGCUGGGCAUAGUGCAUCAAACGAUGAGCAGGGCAGAACAAGUUCACCACGCAGUGGAAGAAUGUAUGUUAGUAGGGCGCAAGACGUUGUUGCUAGUGUGUUGGCCAAAGGUUCAGCCAUACGACAAGAUGCAGUUAACAAAGCGAAAGCAUUCGAUGAGAAACAUCAGUUGAGAGCCAAUGCAUCUGCCAAGGUCAUUUCAUUUGACCGGAGAGUCGGACUGACUAUGGGAAUCUCGGUGGUUAAUGAGAAAGUAAAAUCUGUGGACCAAAGGUUGCAGGUGUCGGAUAAAACGAUGGCUGCAAUAUUUGUAGCGGAGAGAAAAAUAAAUGACACGGGAUCAGCCGUCAAAUCUAGCAGGUAUGUAACUGCCGGAACAGCUUGGCUAAACGGUGCUUUCAGCAAAGUUGCAAAGGCCGGGCAGGUUGCCGGUACAAAAACCAAAGAAAAGUUCAACCUAGCCAUGUCAAACUUGACUGCCAAGGAUGGAAUUGCCGUGUAAGUUGGGAAAGUUCUCGUUUUAAGUCGCUUUACUAAUCGUCAUCGACACUGGCAUCAGAUGACCUUGUUACAACAAUUCGUCAGGACCGAGAUGCUUGUGGUAGAGUGCAUCAGAUGGCCUAAGCUGUGAACUUAAGCAAAUGCAUCGUUUUAAGUGUUUCAUUUGUUGUGUUUUUUUCAAUAUAUUCUUUGAUUACUAGGGUGUACUGUGUUGUAAUUUCCUAGUUUUUUUUUACAUUUCUUUUCAACU